AUGCGUUACGAAUACUCGAACAUGCAGGGGAAGCGCAAAGCUCUGCUGAUUGGUAUCAACUACGUCGGUACGAGCGCACAGCUGAAUGGAUGCUGGAAUGACGCGCACAACAUGGCGAAUUUCAUUCGUCAACAUGCUGGCUACCACCCAGAUGACAUGGUGAUUCUGACUGACGAGGCAUCGGACAACCCACGGACGAAGCCGACGCGUGAAAACAUUUGUAAUGCCAUGUACUGGCUUGUGCGUGAUGCACAGCCUGGCGACGCACUGUUCUUCCAUUACUCGGGUCAUGGUGGACAAGAGCGUGCCGUGGAGAUGGAUGAGGAAGACGGCUACAAUGAGACGAUUCUUCCGUUGGAUUACCAGUUCACUGGACAAAUGGCCGAUGACGAAAUGCACGCUCGAUUGGUGCGUCCAUUACCUAUCGGGUGCCGACUGACGGCGCUCUUUGAUUCGUGCCAUUCUGGCACGGCGCUCGAUCUGCCGUAUGUAUACACGACGUCAGGAAAAAUCAAAGAAACGAACAUUUCUAUGAAUGUGGGCAAAGGUCUGUUGAAUGCAGCCAUGGACUACGCACGCGGCGAUGUUGGCGGUAUGGUGCGUGGCCUCUUCAACACAGUGAAAUCAACUACGCUGAAUACGCGUGCUGGAAAGUACACGCGCGAAACACGCUCGUCCGGUGCCGAUGUGAUCAUGUUGUCGGGCUGCAAGGACUGUCAGACAAGUGCCGAUGCCGUCGAGGCGGGCAAGGCUACCGGCGCUAUGAGCUGGGCGUUUAUCACUGUCCUGUCUCAAUGGCCUCAACUGUCAUACAAGCAGCUUCUGAACGCGACGCGUGACUGCCUCGCUGCUAAGUACUCCCAGAAGCCGCAGCUCAGUGCCUCACACCCGAUCGAUAUGGACCUUCUCUUUGUCAUAUAG
This is a messenger RNA of Malassezia globosa CBS 7966, 921 nucleotides long. RefSeq lists its product as uncharacterized. NCBI's taxonomy places the organism in Eukaryota, Fungi, Basidiomycota, Malasseziomycetes, Malasseziales, Malasseziaceae. The transcript has a single exon. Gene Ontology annotation, biological process: proteolysis. The coding region runs from base 1 to 921 and encodes 306 amino acids. The record is from RefSeq and is a predicted model, not a curated record. Gene Ontology annotation, molecular function: cysteine-type endopeptidase activity.